AUGAAAUUCUUGUUUAUCUUGAUAACAAAACUAUAUUUAGGUAACCAUAUCAUAGACAUUAAUUUUAGUCAUGACAUAAUCAUAUACGUUGGUAAAAUCUGACUUAGUAACUACGGGAGCUCACACUUGGGUGGAUGAAGCAUCUACUGCUCUAGCUGUUACAGCUACAAUGUGUUCAUCCUUAAAACAACCUUAUGUUACCAUAACUAGUGAUUUGGCAAAAUCAAUAUCUAAUUAAUAUAUAGUUAAUAACAAAGACCAUGAGAUAUAUAUUAAAAUAAUUGUUGCAGGAACUUGGGAGGGAGAUUCUCUGGUCAUAAAAAGUGGUACAUCAACACUGGUGACGCAAGCUUUAACAACUACAACUCAAUUGAUAGAGUCCUAUUGCUCAUUAUCUAAGUAAUUUUGAAAAAUUAAUAUGUAGUGUUAAAGUCCUGGUUUUUAAACUUUAAGUACUCUAAUCCUCACUACUAACAAGUGGUUCAGACCAUGUAUUGAAGCUAGUGAUCAGUAUUCCAACUCUUAACGUUGUUACAAAAAAAAAAACAAUCUAUGUGGGUCCAGUGUUAAUUUAUGAAAUUGGUCCUGCAGUUGCUUCAACAUAUACUUAUGUUUAGAACCAAUAAUUUAAUUAUUUUACAUCACCAACACAGAAUCCAAACACUGUUUUACCCAGCUUCAGUUAUACUACUAUAAAUGAAAUCGCCUCAUAGAAAUAUGAUUUACUCACUUUUGGAGACUCUGCUGCCAAUUUCAUCAUCGGGGGAUACAGAAGAUGGAACACAGGAACCAUAACAUUUACGUAGACCUUAGAUAUUCAUUACAAAAUUAAACUCAGUUUUUAUGUUUAUGCAUUUGAUACAUCUACCAUAUUAACAUAGGCAAAUUUAAUAAUCACAAUAAACGGUCCCUCAGGUCCAGUUGUGAUUCCUGAUACUUCUAUAACUAGAAUACAAGCAGGUAAUCUCUAUGGAAAUAGUGGAACCGAUUCUGUUUAUUUUGUUGAUUACGAAAUCAACCACGUAAAUACAAAUCUAUAAAUAACCAUUCAAAUAACUACUCCGAUUGAUCUGGGAAUCACAAACUUUUAUCUGCUUUCUAAGAAUUGUCCAUAAUAUUGCUAAGCUUGUCAGGCUGAAGGAACAUGUGACGCUUGUUCGAGUGUUGACAACAGAAAUCUAGUCACUUGCCAAUGUAAUGAAUAGUAUUACGAGGAUCUAGUAGACCAUACUUGCAAAGGUAAGGAUCUUUUCUUAUAUCAAAGCUUGCGAUUAUAGAUGUGCCAAAUGCGUUUAUGAUGCAACUGAUGUCAAAGGAAAUUGUUAACUAUGUAAAUACGGUUUUGAUAUAAACAACAAAUGUUAAACUUGUAUCUAUUCUUAUCAGUAUGAGAAUACAGCUGCAGUUAAAUGUGACAGUAUAAAUAUCAUCAUUAAAUGAUUAGAUUGUCAACCAUGUUGUCUAACUUGCUCUGGUCCUACUGAUAAAGAUUGUCUUACCUUCAAAAAACCAUACAUGAUUAUGCCAGAUAACCAAGCAGUUCUGAGUUGUCCAUCUAAUUAUUACAUAAUUCAAUAGACUGUUGACAGAACUCUUUGUGUGAUGUGUGAUGUAAUAAUAAUCUCUAAUUUUUCAAUAGGCUAGUUGCAAAACGUGUGCUGAUACUCAAUCUAAAUGUACAAGCUGCUAUGCAGGAUAUGAUUUAUUAUUCAACUAAUGCUUACUAGCAUGUCCUAUCAAAACAUACAGAUUGAAUAAGGAUUGCACUCCUUGUCCAGAUCCAAAAUGUGAAAAUUGCUCAGAAUCAUAAUGUCUUCUUUGUUAGGCAAAUACUUAUAUGUCAAGAAUCUCAAAACUAUGUAUCUCUCCUUGUGAUACCGGAUACUAUGGUGAUGAUGCUACCAGAUCUUGCAAAAAAUGUCAUCAAACAUGUAAAGAGUGCAACAAUCCUCUUUUCACAUAAUGUCAAACUUGUCCUGAUAAUACUUAUAUGUUGGUUUUGGAUUCUUCCACAGUAACAGGAAUCUGCUAUAAGGUUUGCAAAGAAGGAUAUUAUCCCUCUGGUAAAUUUUGCGCUCCUUGUUAUCAAGGUUGUUAAUUUUGCACAUCACCAACAGUAUGUUAAACCUGUGUUGCUGGAUUUUAUUUAUAUAAUGACUUUUGUGUUGAGAGUUGUCCUUCCAAUAUGUAUCCUAAUCAAUAUGUUCAAAAAUGCUUGAAGUGUAAUGCUGCUUGCAUUGAAUGUACAGGAGGUGAGAAUUACUAGUGCCUAACUUGCAGUGGAGGAUUAUUAUAGUUUUCAGGAAAAUGUUAUCCCAUUUGCCCAAUUGGAACAGUGGCAGUUAAUGGAAUAUGUUAAUCAUGUGCUCUAAAUUGCGAUAUUUGUGUAGGUACAAAUGUCUAUGAUUGCACUUAAUGCAGCACAUAAAAAUAUAUUUUGAAUGGAUAAUGUUACGAAACAUGUCCUCCAUCUUAUUAAGGGAAUAUUCAAACAUUUACGUGUGAAUUUUGUAUUGAUAACUGCGAGACUUGUAUUUCAAGUUCAUGUAAAUUAUGCUAAUCUGGAUAUUUCUUUUAAGAUGGCCAAUGUCUUACUUCAUGUUACGAUGGUUAUUACAAAUCUAAUGAUGAUAGAAAAUGUUAAAAAUGUAGCUUUAUUUGUAAAACUUGCUCUGGCCCAGAUAUUGAUGAUUGCUUGACAUGUCCGAGCAGUUACUUUUUUUAUUUUAAUAAUUGUUUACCUGAAUGUCCAGAUGGGUAUUAUGGAGCAGCUGGCAAUAUUUGUACAUUAUGUGAUCCAACAUGUUUAACAUGUUAUGGUCCUUAGAUUGAUAAUUGUAAUACUUGUCCAACUACAUCCUAUAUCUAUUAAGGAAAAUGUUUAACCGUUUGUCCAAAUGGAACCUAUGCUUCGGAUACAUAUUAAGCUUGUCUGCCUUGUCAUUCCUCUUGUCUAACCUGUCAAGGAGGAUCAAGCUAUGAUUGUUUGACAUGUCCAGUAUACAUUGAGAGAAUGCAAUGUGUAACUAGUUGUAGUGUUGGAUAUACAUUAAGCGGAGUUCAAUGUAAUCCUUUGGUAGCAAUAACUAUUGCUUGUGAUCCACAAUGUGCAACAUGUGCUCUCCAAUCAUCCAAUUGUGUUACAUGCUAACCAUCAAGACAAUAAAAUAAACCUUAAUGUACUUGUUUAAAAGGGUAUUAUGAUGUUGGAACCAUAAAUUGUUUACCUUGUGAUCAUAAAUGUGCAACUUGUAAAGUACAAGCAGAUAAUUGUUUAACUUGCAAAGGAAAUAGAUUCAGUUCUGUUUGUAGAUGUCCUGACUAUUAUUAUGAGGAUGGUGUUUCAAAUGAUUGCCCAAAAUGCAAUUAUAAAUGUGAAUUAUGUGUAAAUAACGUUUGUACAACAUGUACAGAUAGAAGACAAAAUGUACCUUCAUGCACUUGUCCUGAUGGAUUUUAUGAUAAUCUCACUCCAAUUUGUUAACCUUGCAGUGAUGUUUGUACAACUUGUGCAGAAAUUGCAGAUAAAUGUAUUACCUGUUCAGGAAUCAGAGAAAAUCCACCUUUUUGCACAUGUCCAUCUGGCUAUUUUGAUUAUUCAGGUUAAUGUAUUAAAUGUGCCUUUGAAUGUGGAGAUUGUGAUUCAAAUGGAUGUAUAAGUUGCAAAGGUAACAUGAAUGGUCCAUUUGUUGGUAAAUGUAUAUGUAAGGAUGGUUACUCUAGAAAGAGUAUUGGAUCUAUAUUUUGUACUAAUUGUAAUAUGGGAGUGCCAUAUUCCAUUCUAAUCUCAGGUUUGUCUAAAAUUAAAAUUGAUUUUGGAGGACCUUUAGAUUUACUUGAUCCAACCCAAACAGGUUGUGAUCAGUACUUCUAGGCAUCCACUCUCUCUACACUAGGCACUAAUCCUAUUUGCAUCAUUGAUGAUACUACUAUCAUAGUAACACUUGGCAAGUAUGCCACUAUCAAUGUUGGACACUCCUUCGCUUUUGGAUCUGGUUUCAAAUUGAAAAUAUGUACUGCAGGUUUCUCUGUAUUUUAACCCAGCACAUUAAUAAUCGAUCCAGCUGUUUCGAAUGAAGAGAAUCUACCAUACAUUACAUUUGUGGCUCAACAGCCUAAAACCAUUUGUGAGUCAGUAGUUAUCAAAUACACUCUGGGUAAUACAGGAAGCAGGAAUCUAGAUAUUUUUAGUUGGGCUUUAACUCUACCUUCAAAUUAUGUGAAUGCUCAAUUAGAUACCAUACUUAGUUCAAUUACUCCAGCUAAGACCUAUGAUACUAAUAUCACUAUUCCUAGAUUAGUUUUAAAACCAUAUACAACUUUUUCAUUUGACAUCCAAUUACGUAACUUCUUGGCCUUAGAUGCCUCGAAUACUUACUUCAUCUAAACCUUAGGACCUGCUUAGGUAAGUAUAUAGAUACCUGAUGUGCAGAAUACCUUCUAUAGAUAUGAAACCACUCAGAUCAAUUUUACAUUCAUUUAUACAAAUUGCACUUUGACUACAGAGAUGAAUGACAUUGUCCAUGUUUUGGUUAAAUUGGAUGCACUCAUAUUGGCUGAAUACGACUAAGCAUUCUUCUUUUAGAUGAGUUCUGCUUUCGACUUUGAAGUUCCCAUCGAUCCAUACAUUCUUGAAAUUGGGUCUAAUAAUAUUAGUGUUACACUAAGUAUUCCUUCAUAGCAACUACAAACUAACGUAUUUUUGAAUCAAGAAAUCUCAGAAGGUACAUUGGUUGUAAAAGUAAGUGGUGGAAAUAGACAAGUUGGUGAUGUGGCCAUAGUUAUUUUGCAAGCCUCAGUGAUAGAUUAAGAUAUAGAUCCCAAAAAAUCAGAUCCAUUCCAAUAUGCAUUUUCUUGGACAUGUUUUGAUGUCUUGAAAGGUGCUGAAUGUUUAGAUUUGUAUGGUAAACUCCUCAAAUAUCCAAAUGGCAAAUCUGUGACUAUUUACGCCAAUGAACUCAGCCAAUAUAAUUCUUAUGUCUUCAGUGCAUCAACAACAAAGGGAAACAAAUAGGCUACAGGCAAAUCAAUGAUUCAAAUAGUAGAAGUUGAUGUUCCUUAAUUGCAAUCAGUAAAUGAAACAGAAGAAGCAGAGACAAUGGCAAAAACAUUUAAUUAUUACGAUGAAGUCUAAUUAGGAUUUUAAUAUUCCUCAGCUAAUCCAGACAACCUAUUCUAUUCAGCCACUAUCAUUUAUGAUUAGGUCUCGGUUAAAUCAUUCAAAUUUUACAGCCUAACCUUUAAAUUUAGGUUGCUUGAUUAUUUCUCCGAUCUCAAUUCAAUUAAAGGUAAUGAAAUCACACUGAGAACUUCAGUCUAUAAUCCAACCUACGUCAUGCCUUCACUAAGAAGCAUUAUUCUAACCUAUAAUUUGCCUCCAAUGAAUUGCUCAUUAAUUUUCAACAAUCCUGGCGAUAUCAUCUAUGAACUUAAAACCUAUGUCAACAUGACUAUAGCUUAAUGUGAAGAUGAGGAUCAACCCCUAGAAUAUAAAGUAUUAUUCUACAACGAUAAAGACAUGUAUGAUUACGAUUUCUCAAUUGGGAAAUUCAUCAACAAUAUCAACAUCUUAGAUUAUUAAUCAAAUAGCACAAUGUUAUUCAAAUUACCAUUUGUUGGUCCAAAAGAAUCUGUGAAUUUCACAUCUUUCUUAGUUCUCAUGAUCAAGGAUAAGAGGAAUGGAAUCUCCAAUCUUACUACCCCAAUAGUUAUCACUAAGAAUUAUGAAAUCAAUUAAACUCUAAUGACUUAAAUGAUUGAUCAUUCAGAAAACAUCUAAGAUACACUCCAAACUUAAGAACUUGUCGUCAGUAGAGUUGUACAAAUGGAUAAUUGCUCAAAAUUCAAAUAUGAUUUAAUCAGAAAAAACGAUUUGAUAGCCUAAAAUGAUUUAACAAUAGAUCAAUAAAAUCUGAUACUCAAUCAAAUGAUUUAACUGAUUAAUGACAAAGAAGUGAGUAAAUAAUUUAAGGUUCAAUUAUAUUCUCUGGAUUCAUUUGAUAGUAUCAUAUAAUCCAACUUCGAAAAACUCAAGGCUUUGUAAUUAGAUUCCCAAAGCACCUUGUAAUAACAAAGUUAUAUCAAUAACUAUUACAAAUACUUUGAUUUGUUCUCUUCCUUAAUUUCCAAUAGUGAGUAUUUCAACACAACCAAUGAAUAGGUGUUGGAAUACAUAGAGAGUCUUAAAACUUAAUUGAUUGAUCUAACUUUAUUGAACAGCGAUGGUUUUACCAUUGAGAAUGAUUAAGCAACUCUACAGGUGAAGAAGGCGAGUUAUAAAGUUAUAAAUGAGAUAGCAGGAAAUAUAUUGAAAGAAGAGACUGUGUUUAGAUUAUUGGAAUCCGUCUAAGAUUCGUCUAAUUACUAGUAUUACUUUAACAAAUUCAUUGCGAAUCCCUACUUGAAUGAGGAGACCUUCCCUAAAAAUGAUUCAUUUGGAGCUGAAGUAGUCUACUUGAGAGUAGUUGAUGAAUUAACAUAAUUAAAUGCCGUAAUGUUAUAACCAUAUACUUACACCUUUAUAGUUGACGAGGAUUAUGCAAAUAAGAGAACUAUUUGCAUUUAAAAAUUAUUUGAUAUUUGGACAUCUAAAGAUAUAGAAACAACACUCAUCAAUAAAUCAGCAAUUUCAUGUAAGAUUUCUUAUUUUAAUCCAUUUACACUCGUUAUUAAUAGUACUACAGAUAAUAGUACGAUAGACAACAGUACAAAUGGUAAUCCAAAUUCAACUACAGAUAAUACUAAUAGUACUGAUAAUACUGAUGAUACUGAUAAUACUGAUGAUACUGAUAAUACUGAUAAUACUGAUAAUACUAAUACAACUAAUAAUAGCAAUAAUACUUCACAACUUGAUAAUACUUCUGACAUUUUAUUAAUAUCUGAACCCUUCUUUAUUUAUUUAAUAUGUAUAGGAUCCAUCACUUUAUUAUUUGCCUUCUUUGCUCAUUACAAGGAUACUCAAUUUGCAAAAAUCUACAAUCAAAAAAAAUCCUAAUCAGAAAUUAUCAUCACUAAUCAAAAAGACGAGACUCCAGAUAUGAAGAAAAGUGAGAUCUUCAAUUAUAAAGAAAGCAAGAAUCAUGAUGAAUAGCACUCACCUUCAUUGACGAAUAUAACAAAGCCUACUUCAUUUAAGAAAUUUAAGCUAAUUCUUUUUAAUUUCCAUAAUUUGGUAAGCAUCUUCUAUAGAGAUGAAGCUUAUAGGAAGAUUUCCUAUUUCAAUUAUGUGCUCAGAUUCUUGUUCAUUCAGUUAUCCAUUUUCAUAACAUAUAUUUACUUUUAAUUUGACUAUCAGUUAGCGCUAGUAUUUCUAUUGACUCCAUCGAUAUUUUCCAUUUAUACAUUUUUGAUGAAUUUCCCGUUGAAGAACUAAAAGUUCAUAAUUCUGAAGCUAAUAGUGACCAUUCUAUCACUGGCUAUAAUUGGAUUAAGUAUCUACAGAGUGGUUGAUUACAUAACAAAUGGAAACGAAUACAAUUUAACCACAAUCACCUUUUUCUUGGCAAGUUCAAUCGUGUAUGACAAUCUGAUAUACAAUCUGAUUGUAAUUAUGAUCCUCUUUAUGAUGACCAUCAAAGAAGGAGGCAUAUCUCUUUGGAUAAUCAAAAUGAUGCAAUCAGCCGAUCAAGAGCAAAUAAUUCAUUAUCCAAAUUCAGAUGCCAUCAAACCACAAUGA
Paramecium octaurelia is the source of this 7675-nucleotide messenger RNA. Lineage: Eukaryota; Ciliophora; Oligohymenophorea; Peniculida; Parameciidae. The record is from the annotation of a GenBank genome assembly.